GUUCUUGUAAUUUGAAAUACCAUCAUUGAAUAAGGUUAUAUUGGGUAUCUUUGACACUAUUGCUACGACGAUGUGGAUUUGCUUCAGUCCAGGCUGUGCUUCUCGUGCUGUUAGAGACACGUUAUGUUUCUGGCCGUUACGAUACUCCUGGCGUUCACUUGCUGUGACUCCAGCUCGUCUUUUUUACACAAAUCCUUUAGAAACAAGACGAUGUCUUUUGCGGCAUAUUCAGUUUUUGAGAUUCAACACGAAUAAUGGCUUAGGAAGGGCAUUUUGUAUGAGUCAAGAAAACCAGUUAGAGAAGUCAUGGUGGCACUUCUUGCAAACACUGCAGCAAAGAGAGAAAAGCAAAUCCCAAGUUUGUGAUAUCGAUGGAGUCUCCUUGAGGAAGCACGCGCAUGAUGUGCUUGCGUCAUCAGGCAGCUUAGCACUUUCUGUAGAAGUAGAAAAAAAGAGGCAAGAACUCAAUCAGUUAUUGCAAGAGCAUCAAGACAAUAUCUUGGACGAGAAUCUGUGUCGUCAACUAGAAGUACUUGGUAAUGCAAUUCUGUACCACCUGGAAAGUGGUAAAACCACACUUCCAGUAAGCAGGACGAAAGGUACAGCGAUAGGAUGUGUUGUUUCCAACUCUCAAGAUAAGUUCAUCGGAAAGCAACCUAAUGUUCUGUGGAGAAGCAUCGAUAAGUCAAUAUUGCGAUCUCACCCCCUGUACCGUCCACUUCCUCCUCCUUACCUUAUAAAGGUAGCAAGUUGUCAUGAUUUUCGCAUGUUGAGACAGGAUUCUGAGGAAUGGAAGAUUGCUCGUAGUUUUUCACAAGUUAGCGCUAGUACUUUGUGGAAAAUUCUUGGUUUUGGAGAACGAAGGGCAGCCACAUUUUUAGGACUUCCUAAUAGCAUGAAAGGCCAUCAUCAUGCAAUUCAUGCAUGGAAGUCACUUUUGAACCCAUCAUUUGAGGAAGUUUACGAUUCUGUGAGUAAGAUUCGUUUGAAAUGGGGACAUUCUCAUGAAGCCAACUGUUUAUUGGCAUUUCUUGAAUAUAUGCAUUCGUUUCAGGAUAUAAGAAUGCAAGAAGUUGGACUCUUUGUGUUAGAGAAAGGACAAGUUUUGCCGCAAUGGAACAUUUUUUAUGAGGAGCUUCCUACUAUUUCGGCUAGUCCCGAUGCUCUGUUUCGUGUUCGUAAAACGAAUGGGGUUUGGAGCGUUUGGCAAUUGUGUGAAGCGAAGUGUCGCUGUCCUUUUGUUCCUCGAAUUGUAGCCUCUUCUUUGCAUUCUUCCCUUGAAACAUCUUCACCUGAGAAAGGUCCUUUGUUCAGAAACAAAGAUAUUUUGAACUAUGCGAAUUGGUCAUUUCUCAAUUUUCGGCCAUUAGAAAAACUUUCUCCUAUUUAUUUUGCACAGAUGCAAUUGCAAAUGUUAUGUGCGAAUAUUGAAGAGCAAGGAUAUCUUAUUUCAUAUAGUGUCACUAAAGGAUCCAAUAUAUUUCAAGUUACACGUAGCAAUGAAUGGUUAGGUGCUUGUUUAUCCUUUGUUCGUGAAUUUUAUAACAGAUAUGGAAGAAAAGAAUCUAGCGCUUAUCCUCCUGAUGACUUUUUCUGGGAUGUUCCUGGCUAUCAAGAUUUUCUUCAGUUGACAAAGGACUUGACGAGCCAAUGUACUGUUUGGAAGCACAUAUCAUAUGAAGAUUUCAAUUCAUACAUCAAAUUUUAAGCGAAAGAUGGGUUGGUUAGAGUUUUUUCUGUGUUAGACUUGUUUCUUUUGUUUAAGGUUAUAUUGCGGAGUUUGCAUUAUCUCAAACUUCAAGUUGCUCUCCUACUACUUUGAACGGGUUGUGUACAAUUUUUGUAUUAUAGCAACAUUUCAUUGUUGACAGACAACGUGUUGAGUAUUUUCGAAAGAGUUGAUAGGCUCUAAUGCCCUUUGGAAAGAUUUGGAAUAGAUGUACCAGACAGUUUUCAAUGCAAGUUUAGUGAAGUUUCAAUUUGUGCUGUUAAGUCAAAUAUAUGAUCGAACAACAGGCAACCUCAAAAAAUUGUUCAAGAACCCACGAAACUUUCAUUUUUACAUAGACAGAAUGUUUGGUUUAGAACACUUCAUGGAGUGAAUGACAAGGAAACUCCAGUCGCCGAACAUGUCCAUAUUUCACAUUUGACUGUUAUUAGGCUAUCAAGAGAACCUAACUGGCAUCCUAUCGUCGAUUUCAAACAAGAAAGGUCUUAUAUGUAUG
Molecule: messenger RNA, 2225 nt
Organism: Galdieria sulphuraria
Lineage: Eukaryota; Rhodophyta; Bangiophyceae; Galdieriales; Galdieriaceae
Exons: 1
Coding region: 71-1708 (545 amino acids)
Source: RefSeq, a predicted model, not a curated record